AUGGCUUGUGGAAAUAAGCAAAUUUGUUCUGGUACUCUACAUAUUGCAGGCUUAUUUCCAUUGGAUUCAUUAUGGGGAAUAAGACCAAAAUUAGCAACCGAAUUAGCAAUUGAUAUGAUUAACCAGCGAUCAGAUCUAUUAAUGAACUAUAGUAUCAAAAUGAGAGUUGCUGAUACCAAGUCUUCGAUUAAAGUUGGUGAAAUAGCUAUCAAAAAGCUGCUAAAUAAUUCGAAUGCAGAAUUAAUGCUUCUAGGGCCAGCUUUCUCUAAUAUAACAAAAGCAAUAUCAGCGCUAGCAAAUAAUGCGAACUUGCUUCAGGUUUCCUAUGCAGCGUCUUCACCGGAUUUAUCACAACGAAAUAAAUAUCCUGAUUUUUAUAGAACAUCUCUGAGCGCCACUUCUGAUAAUCCGGUCAUCCUGAAACUAUUACGUUAUUUUAAUUGGAAUCGCAUUGCCAUUAUGGACGAUAAUAUGGUCGAUUCUAAUACUGCAUCUUUGGUACUGGAAAAUUAUUUAAAAGUAAAUGGUGUUACUGUUAAUAAAAGGGCCAGUUUUGGUCAAGAUCCAGUUCCUGCUUUGCAAGAUAUUCAGAAUUCAUUUACAAGAAUUAUCGUCGUUAAGUUGUGUUCUGACAGUACCAGAAGAUUAUUUUGUGCGGUUUACAAUCUGGGCUUACAUAAAUUGGAGAUGAUUUGGAUAAUAUCAAGAAAUAGCCAAUAUCAUAAUCUAUCACCAACCAUACAAGAUAACCUUAACUGUAGCGAAGGGCAAAUUUUAACGGCGUUACAAAAUUCGUUUACUGUAUCUGAUCUACCCUUAAAUUAUAUCCAAAAGAAGUCUAUUUCUGGUUUAACUCCACAUCAAUAUCUCAAUAUCUCACGUAAAAACUUAAGUUCAGAUGGAUCGAGUUAUGCUGCUAGCUAUGCUUUUGAUGCAGCAUGGGCUAUCGCUUUAGCUUUAAAUACUACUAUUUAUGAAUUACAUCUACGUAGUCCAUCCAAAUGUAUAACAGAUUUUCGCUCUGUUAAUGACGAAUUAGCGGAAAUCAUUCGAGAUUCAUUCAGAAAAUUAUCCUUCACUGGCAUUUCGGGGCCGGUAAGUUUUGACGCCUCUGGCACUAGAAAAGGUUUUAUUAGUAUUGAACAAUUUCAAGAUAAACAUCCGCCUUCCGACGUCUUCAUCAAUUCAACGAUAGUUUUCAACCAUACGCGGGCCGUUACACUUACAGCAGAAGUUCUAGCAGGAUCUAGUAUUGUAAUUAACGCUUUAUUGGCCCGUGCAUGGACUCUGAUGAUCGGCUUUUCAAUUGUUUAUUCGUCUAUAUUUGCAAGAUUAUGGGCCUACCGUAAAAUUAAUCGAUCCUCUCAAUCAAAGGCAAGGAUUCCACGUGGAAGAAAAUUAUUUCAGAUCGUCUUUAUGAGCGUAAUGGUCGAUGUGACAGUACUUGCUGCUUGGCAAAAUAAAGUACCUCUGCAGUCAGAACUACAAGUUAUCAGUAUUGAGUUUAUCAAUAUCAUGUGUGCCGCUCACGCGAUUAUCAAUAUUGGUUAUAUUGCAUCUUGGCUUAUAAAAGCUUGCACUUCUUUUGGGGUUUAUACCUAUGUUGGUGUUGCAGAAGCAUUUCUAAGAAAUUUCUUGAAUAUCUACUUACCAUUAACCUUAAUGGUGAUCUUAAACAGCAGUAUUGUCGCUGGUUUAAUCUACAUACCUCAAAUUUUAGAUAUUUUAAAAUUAGGAUUAGAUCAUCAUGUUCAACAUAGUGAGUAUGCCGAAGACGAAGAGGAUGGUUCAGAUCCAUCUCUUAAAUCGCCAGAAUCCGAACAACACUUUACUGACUCUCCAGCUGCCAUGAAUAUUGCGAAUUUACUGAAAUUAAGCGAUCGCGAAAAGUCAUCCAAUCAAUCCAAUGCAAGUAUAUCUCAACUUAGUAGUCAUCAUAACUCAGCAGCUAGCAAAAUAACUGGUAUCAUAAAUCAGCUUCCUGGUCGUAAACAGCCAUUAAAGAAAGAAUGUGAUUCCCCUAAGCCUACUGCUAGCCAUCAGCAACAGCCAACAGUUCGAUUUCAAACUAGUGAAGCAGCAGAAGCAAAAUUGUACUAA
Molecule: messenger RNA, 2100 nt
Organism: Trichoplax adhaerens
Lineage: Eukaryota; Metazoa; Placozoa; Uniplacotomia; Trichoplacea; Trichoplacidae
Exons: 15
Coding region: 1-2100 (699 amino acids)
Biological process (GO): gamma-aminobutyric acid signaling pathway; G protein-coupled receptor signaling pathway
Cellular component (GO): G protein-coupled receptor heterodimeric complex; membrane
Molecular function (GO): G protein-coupled GABA receptor activity
Source: RefSeq, a predicted model, not a curated record